AUGGCGGCGAUGGAUGCAACAGCCACGGCGGACAGCGCAUCGCUGCCAUACUACGAACCCGCCAUCACGCAGAUACUCGUCAUGUCGUCGUUCCUCCUGCUGCUCAACACUGUCAACUCGAUCCUCGACCGGACGCUGUACUGUGGCCUGAUUGGGCAGGUGCUUGUCGGGAUCGCAUGGGGCACGCCUGGCGCGCAAUGGCUCACAUCAACAAUACUUCCGGACGGGUUCGAGACGGCGGUCGUCCAGCUGGGGUAUCUCGGCCUGAUCCUGCUCGUCUAUGAGGGCGGCGUCUCGACCAGCAUCGCCGCUCUCAAGGCCAACCUGGUCCUCGCCGCGGGCGUUGCGGCCACGGGCAUCGCGGCACCCAUGGCACUGAGCUUCGUGCUAGGCCCGCUCGUCGGGGCGACGCCUCUGCAGAGCUUUGCGGCCGGCGCAGCGCUGUGCUCGACCAGCCUGGGCACCACGUUCACCGUGCUCUCGACGAGCGGCCUGGUUUCGACGAGGCUCGGCAGCGUGCUUAGUACCGCCGCCAUGAUGGACGACGUCGUGGGCCUGGUCAUGGUGCAGAUUGUGUCGAGUCUGGGCUCGUCGUCGUCGUCUUCAUCCGUCGCCAUCGCCCCAAUCACAGUGGUUCGGCCAGUACUCGUGUCUCUGGCCUUCGCCGUGGUGAUCCCGCUGGCCAACAGGUUCGUGCUUCGGCCCGCGAUGCGGUUCCUGGACGAGAAGGAGAUAGGAAUAUCGUCAGCUCCCCAAAAGGACAGUCCAGCCAGGCUGAGAAGACGCAGUGCCGUGUUUGGCCUGCUCAGCACCAGAGACGCAGCAUUUGCCAUCCACACCACCUUGCUCCUCGGCCUCGUCAGUGCCGCGGCCUUUGCCGGCGCCUCGGUCCUUCUCGCAGCGUAUCUCGCAGGCAUCAUGGUGUGCUGGUGGGAUGCUGAGCGAAAGGACCGGCAGCAGACCACCGAUACAUCGUCAGAUACAGAGAUUCCAGUUGCUGCACAGCAGCCACCGUCGCCACACGCGGUAUCUGAGGUGAACGAGGGCGGCGCAGGAACUCCUGACCGCGAAGGACAACACACUCCCCGAGUGGGCUCCCGGCACAAGUCAGAGCACACCGGCAUUGCGGUCUACGAGCACUACUACUCAGCAGCGGUGGGCCGCGUGCUCAAGCCCUUCUUCUUUGCAUCAAUCGGCUUCUCUAUCCCCAUCACAAAGAUGUUCUCCGGCGCCAUCGUCUGGCGCGGUAUCAUCUACACGCUCCUCAUGCUACUCGGCAAGCUCGCCUGUGGCCUCUGGCUCGUCCGGCUUCCACGACCGAGCCACAGCGCAAGCCGUGGCGCCACUCUCUCAGCCCGAUGGGGAAGCGUCAAGGCAUUCUUCUCGUCCAGAAUGAACAAGCUCGUCGCAGCCGUGGGCGUACGCGAGAAACGUCCCAUGUCGACAGAUCCAGCAGCACCUGAUCCUGUGCGGGACCGGCCUGCUAUCGGUCCAGAGCCGACCGUCGGUGCUACUACAUCUACCACCGCCACCACCACCACCACCGCCCAGUCGUCCCAGGAAGAACAAAGUCAGUCUGUGACACCGCAGCAGCAGCAGCAGCAGCCGCCGCCGGUUCCCAGAACAAACCCCACGCCCGCAAAACCAACAUCUCUCUACCCAGCAGGCAUCCUCUCCUUCGCAAUGGUCGCCCGUGGGGAGAUUGGCUUCCUCAUCUCCGCCGUCGCCGAGAGCAAAGGCGUCUUUCACUCCGUCGCUACCCCAUCCUCCUCGUCCUCCGGCAACACCGAGUCGUUGUCGGGUACAUACCGCCUCGCAGCAUCCGCACAAGAACCCUCAGACAUAUUCCUCAUCGUCACCUGGGCCAUCGUGCUGUGCACAAUCAUUGGGCCCCUGGUCGUGGGUAUCCUGGUCAAGCGCGUCAAGCGGCUCGAGGUGCAGAGGAGGAGGAUGAGUAGUCUGCUCGGCAAAGAGGGCGGUGCUCGCGCUCGCGGAGGCGAUGAGGUCGUCCUCACUCCCAACACCACUGUGCAGCAUCCACAGCAAUCCAUGGGCCCGAGAGAUGGGGACGAUCGAGUUCCCUUCACGGGCGAGCAUGAGGAUCACGUACUUGGUGUUUGGGGUGUGUGA
Molecule: messenger RNA, 2130 nt
Organism: Microdochium trichocladiopsis
Lineage: Eukaryota; Fungi; Ascomycota; Sordariomycetes; Xylariales; Microdochiaceae
Product: Sodium/hydrogen exchanger family-domain-containing protein
Exons: 2
Coding region: 1-2130 (709 amino acids)
Biological process (GO): proton transmembrane transport
Cellular component (GO): membrane
Molecular function (GO): antiporter activity
Source: RefSeq, a predicted model, not a curated record